Messenger RNA from Spodoptera littoralis (African cotton leafworm), 867 nucleotides. The record is from the annotation of a GenBank genome assembly. Lineage: Eukaryota; Metazoa; Arthropoda; Insecta; Lepidoptera; Noctuidae.
AUGCGAGCACCGGUUUUGCGAAAAGUUAUUGACAAAAUUCUGUUCAUUUGUCAAAACACUGGAGUGUACAACACGCACCACUAUUGCUCCCAAGUAAAACUCAGUGAGCCGAGGUGGAAGGUUGAAAAACAAAAGACCCUUAACUUAUCGCCAGAAGAAAAGAAAGCCAAGUACGAUAAAAUGUCGGUCGUUACUGUGGACAUGGUUGACCCUUGGAACAAUUAUGUUAUAAGAAAUAGUACCGUAGAGAAAAGAAAGCAUACCUUAGACGAUGUAACGGAAUUUAAUAAGUUUAAAAUUGAUAACCAUCAGAACAGGAGCUUGGCCGAGAAGGUUUCUUUGUAUAAAGGCGAUAUUACACGUUUGGAGUUAGGUGCAAUUGUGAAUGCAGCUAACUCAAUGCUGAAGGCUGGUGGAGGUGUGGAUGGAGCCAUACACCGAGCAGCUGGUCCUCAUCUACAGGAAGAAUGUGAUACCCUUGGUGGAUGCCCAACAGGAGAGGCGAAGAUCACAGGAGGAUAUAACCUACCAAGUCAAUAUGUAAUCCACACAGUAGGACCUCAAGAUGCUUCACCGGCGAUGCUAAAGAAGUGUUAUGAAAACUCCUUAGCGUUUCACAAGUCACAUAAAAUAACAACUAUCGCUUUUCCCUGUAUUUCUACCGGUAUCUAUGGUUUUCCCAAUCGUCUAGCAGCCCACAUCGCACUCCGGACUACGCGCCAAUUUUUGGAACAAAAUGAUCGAAUGGAACGAGUAAUUUUUUGCACCUUCAUGCCUGUUGAUGUAGAAAUCUAUGAGACUUUGAUGCAAAUGUAUUUUCCUGUCCAUGAUUGGAAUUAUGCUGAUGAUGCUAGAACUGAGGUGUAG